CUUCCAUUCAUUCUUUUGCAACCACGAGCGCGACUGGGGAACGACGGAAGGUGCAGCGGCUGGCCGCCGGCAACCGCACCAGCACCAUCAGUAGCAUCAGCUCAACCAGCCACCAGGGGAUGGGUCUGCUCUCGACCGAGUCGCUGGCUGGAUCGGUCGUUACGCUGACGGGUUCAAUGGUGAACGCCGACAUCGCCAGGACCGAAGACGACCAGCAGCAACACCACCACCACCACCACGGUGGCACCACCUCCGGCAGCAGCAAUCACAGCCCAGAUAAAAACGCCAUCUCGGGCCAGCUCCAGCUCACCAUCGAGCGAGCAGCCGACCUCGUCCCGAAGGAAUUUAACGGCAAGCUCGAUCCGUACUGCAUGGUGCUGGUGGACAAUGUCGAAGUGGAGCGAACGGCAAUCGUGAACAAGACGCUGCAGCCCGAGUGGAACGCCGUGUUUGACUUCCCAGUGCACUACGCAAGCACAUUCAAGUUCGUCGUGAUGGACUGGGACCGGUGGCGCGCACACGAGCCCUGCGCCAGUUGCGAGGUCUCUGCCGCUGCGUUGCUGCGCGACCUCGACGCCAACAACGCUCCCCGCGCCAACCAGCGCAUCGCACUGCCCCUCCAACCUGCGGGUCUGAUGCACGUCAUUGUCACGUUCAAACCAGACGCGUCCACCGAGGCCUUCAGGCAACAUGUCAAUGAAGCAGCCGUCAAGGAGCGUGCCAUCGCCAUGUUUGACAAAAUCGCAACGGUGGGGUACCGUCCCGCCAUGGCAGUCAAGACUUUCGGCAUGCGCGUCUCUUGCCCUCACAUUGUCGGAGUGGACUUGUACGAGAAGCUGUCUCGUCCCGAGCAAAAAGAGCUGGAUGUGCUGCUCGAGCUGCUGAUGACUCAGCAAUCUGCCGUGAUGGACAUGCAAAGUGUGCUCCGAUUUUACGCCGAACCCAUGCUCAAGCUCCACAUCAUCACACCAGCAGAAGCCUACGAGAUAUUCCGAAACUUUUGUGACAUUCUCGCUCUGCAAGAAAAUGUCCUUCGCACUUUUGAAGAGGUUUGGCGCCUUGCCACGACUGAACGCGACGAUCUUCUUGUCUGGAGUGGCCGCUAUUACCGUCUGUUUGACGAAAUGUUUCCGGAGCGGACGACCACCAUCGAGGCCUACGUGUACUACUGCGGCACAGCUCCGCAUGCAGCGUUGUUUAUCAAAUCGUUGACGCACAGUUCACCGAAAUUUGCCGAACUACUCGAACGGGCGGACGCUGUCGAGCAAAUCAAACGUCGCGGCCUCGUCACCAUGCUCACUGCACCACGCCAGCGAUUGAUGCAGCUGGGCCUUUUGUUCCAACGGCUUUUCGACAUGGUCAAUCGUGGCGUGAACAAACUUCGAGAGGAAUCGAGCGGUGAUUUGACAAAUGUUCUACAACAAGCCAACCUGGGCUCGUCCGUGUCCUUGCAGCAGCCAGCAGCAGCGGAUGGCGCUUCGUCGCAGCCGCAUCCAGAACCACAUAACCAACAACAACCACAGAACCAACAGCAACCACAGAACCAACAGCAACCAGAGCCGACACGGCUGCCGUCACCUGCGCAGCAGCAAGAGCCAAAUGACGACGACGAUGACAGGCAGCAGGUGGAUGAAACUCUCGAGCGAGACCUCGACACGAUGCCGCCGCUUUCCAGCGGCAACCAUCGAUUGCGGCGAGCACCCGCGUCCCGCCAUUCAAAGCGGUCCUUGCGUGUAGCGCCCACUGAGCCUGUGAACGAACACGCGCAGAACGGAGAUGCUUCUGCAAGCUCAGCCGAUGCGACACUUCCUCCAGCCGAGUUUGGAACGAGAAGUACACCCUCACCACCCUCCGAGUCAAAGCUCAGUCGGCUCCCGUCUGUGUCCUCGGCCAAGCCGAAACGCAGCUUGAGACGAGUCAUCAGUCGCAACGACACGCUUUCCAACCUACCCGAGCCCUCGAUGGCAGCCAUUCCGCUGAUGCCAGGCUCGGGCGAAGUUGCCGAGGCACUCAACGCUGCCAUGUCACUCACCGAAAUUUUGGACAAGCUCCAGGGCUUGCUCAACGUUGUCGACACGCUCACCGGCGUCCUCACGACCGAAUUUGACAUUGGCGAGCUGAAACGCACGCUGCUGCUUCCCGACGGCUCGCGGGCCAAUGUCAGUUUCAGCGAACACGCCCAGCUCAUCUACCGCGGUGCUUUCAAUAAUCACCGCAACCACUCCAUCAUCGUCUACUUGUUUGAUAACAUCUUCCUCAUGACCAAAAGCGUUCAAGAGAAUGGUGAAAUCCGCAAUUACGUUUACAAGAAGCCAAUCCCUCUCGAAAGUUUGCGUGUUAUCGACGUCGCAGACUCGCUUCGUUUGAAGGCAGCCAAACCGGGAGACUCGCCCGUCGCCAGCAUGGACUGCCACAGCUUCAAGAUUGUCGACUUGCAAUCUAGCCAGCCGAAAAGCUUCAAGCUGACUGCCGCCACCGAAAGCAUGAAGCAGGCAUUGUUAUCUCACCUGCUCGUCAUGACUCAAGGAAAACGCGCCCUGGCAAGCAAGCCAAGCGAGGCCGUGCUGAAGAAGACUGUCUCGACGGUGGCCCAGCCAAUCAACCACCAUUUUAUUGCCACCUACUUUACCAAGCCAACGUACUGCCACAUAUGUACCAAUCUCUUGUGGGGUGUGUUUGGGUGUCAAGGCGUUCGCUGCCACAACUGCAGCAUUACGGUCCAUUUCAAGUGCCGCCUGAAGGUUCCCGAAUGCAAAGGCAACGCCCUUGGCCAAAAGCCUGUCGAUCGCUCGCGAGAUAUGCGCGAUUCCACGACAACAUUCAAUGUGGACAACUUGGACAACCACGACGCCGACUCGAUGAUUGAGGAUGAUGCUGCCGACGACGCCUUCCAGCUCGUCAACAGCGACGAAUUGCUCCUCCAGAUUUGCAGCAAGCCUUCCGCCAUCUUGAGCUAUCGCAAGUCCAUGGCAGAGGCUGUUUCCGAGCUUGCCACCCAACUUCGCCACCUCAUGAUUACAGUUGACGACGACGAGCAAGAGGUUCGCAGGCUGGCCAAUGUGGAAACCGCCGUGUCGGAUGCUCUCAUGGCCAUGCUCGAUGCCGCCCAGCUCGCUGCGCUCAACCCUGACGCGGACGACCUGCAAAAUCGAUUUGCGGAAAAGGGCAAGCUCCUGCAUGCAACCCUCAAUAUGAACGUUUCAACGUUUGUGCAGUGCGAAGGACUUGCGCUCAAGACUGAGGCCGAGUUCCCCUCGCGUCUUCGCCGCACACUGGGUGAUUUGGACACUUCCACACCGGCCGAGCUCAUCCAGCUCUUGCGAGAUCCCGCAAAUCGUCUGUGUGCUGAUUGUGGAGCCGAAGCUCCGCGCUAUGCAUCCGUCACCUUUUGUGUGUUUCUGUGCAGCAAAUGCUUCCUUGUCCACCGCGCCCUUGGCAAGCGCAUUUCGCACACCAAAACUUUGGCGGAAGAUUGGGCUCCUCCAGAAAUCCAGCGGAUGCAAUGCAUCGAUAACUGCCAGGUCAAUGCCAAGCUUUUAUCGAGCAUGCCCGAUAAAUUAAACCUGUCUCCGAACAGCGACGAGACGUGGCGCACGGAAUUCAUUCGAUUAAAGUACGACAAGAAGGCCUUCACCGCUGAGAAUGCGGGCAAACUCAGCCGCCUGCUUUCCACGCAAACACACGACGCAGUUACGCAACUGCACAACUUCAUGUUCCACACAAACAAGACUCCAACCUUCUGCGGCUUUUGCGGCAAAUUGAUGUGGGGCUUGCGAAACCAAGGCGUCCGAUGUCAGGAUUGUGGUUACAACUGCCACUGGAACUGCACACGAAUUCUCGGAUUCAAUCUCAUGUCGCCAGUGUGCGUCGAUGCCGAAAAGUUUGGCUUUGACUGCAAAGGAACCAUUAAAAUCGCAGUGAUGGCGGGCCGAGAUCUGAUUUCGUGCGAUUUGAAUGGCAAGAGCGAUCCUUACCUCCGUCUGACGUACGGCAUGCGAGAGGUCAAGACGAGUGUGAUUGAAAAAACGUUAAAUCCAUCCUGGCAAGACGAGCCUAUCUUGUUCCACGUACGGAACUUUGCCGAGCCACUGAAGGUUCAAGUUUGGGAUUGGGACCAGUUGUCCUACGACGAUUUUAUGGGCGAAUGCGAAAUCUCCCUGGAGUUUCUCGAGUUGGCUGAAGACACGGUGCAGUUUCCAGUGACGAUCGAUCUUCAAAAGGUCAAACGAGGCCAGUUGUACUUUGAAAUUGUCUUCCGGAAAUUGGAAACACGCGUCUGAUGGUGCUGCCGAUGAUCUUUGUUCGCUUUGCGGUUAUUUAUAGUUGUUGUUUUCCUUCUCGCCUGCCUCGUCUCAUUCGAUAGAUUUACGAAUGA
Molecule: messenger RNA, 4375 nt
Organism: Capsaspora owczarzaki ATCC 30864
Lineage: Eukaryota; Filasterea; Ministeriida; Capsasporidae
Exons: 15
Coding region: 120-4280 (1386 amino acids)
Molecular function (GO): guanyl-nucleotide exchange factor activity; GTPase activator activity; phospholipid binding
Source: RefSeq, a predicted model, not a curated record